This is a messenger RNA of Triticum aestivum (bread wheat), 2907 nucleotides long. RefSeq lists its product as uncharacterized. Bases 2350 to 2622 code for a protein of 90 amino acids. The transcript is spliced from 3 exons. Lineage: Eukaryota; Viridiplantae; Streptophyta; Magnoliopsida; Poales; Poaceae. The record is from RefSeq and is a predicted model, not a curated record.
CAAUCCCCUUGUUCACCCGAAAAUCGGCGGAGGCAGAAGCUGCUCCCCGGCCGCCCGGUCCAGCCGCCGACGACGGCAGCGGUUCCACCGCGCCACGCCCGCGCCUCCUUUCCCUUCCCCGCUGUUCUCCCCUUUCCCCCGCCUUUCCUUUGACGGAGAGAGAGCGAGACGCCUGCAGCGCCGUCCUCUGUUCCCCUUGCGUCGUCUCUCUCUGUGCUGCAGCCGGGUCGGGGCUCCGCCGGCCGCCGGCGACGGCGUAAGGCCACCGUGCCGCGCGAGCCGCGCGCGAGCAUCUCCCUUUCCCCGCUCCAUCUCCACCUACUCUGACAGUGAGGACGAGGCUACUUUGCCCCUUGUGCUCCCAUUCGUUUUCGACGAGGGCAGAACUCUACGGCGGUGUCGUGAUCAUCCCCCUCGCCGGCUGCGCGUCCACCUUGCGGUGAGCGCGCCGCCGUCGAGCGGUUUGUUCGCGAUGCCCUUUGCCCCGUGUGGGGUAGUUCUUCGUCCGACGCCUCGGCUUGCCGAUGCGCGUCCGGAUCGAGAGGAACGGCGCGGCGUUGCGGCGGCGCUCUUUGCCGGCGAGGCCCGAGGCCCUAGUCCGGUGAACUUUUGGGGAUCCUUUUUUUUUGUUUGCUUUUCUCUGUGCCCUUCUAGGGUUCUUUGGGGUUUAGGGGUCAACCUUUUGCGUUGAAUUCUUUCUACUGAAAAGGUCUAACCCGAUCUGGCUACCUGAUACCAUUGAUAGAUUGCUUUGGAUCGGAUAGGUUAGAUCUUUCGGUACACCUACCUUCUCCUGGUGCGGAUGAACUCGAUCCAGCGCCGGCCAUGGUGGUGUGGAGACGGCGGCGAUGUGGACUGAGAUGGUGGCGGCGGAGCUUCCCGUCGGCCUAGCGCAAAACCCUAGAUCGGAUUGGUGUGUCGGUGGUGUUGUGGUGCACGGUCAACCUCUUAAUCCAUGCCCCGGCACCCCACCUCUUUAUAUUGCGCUGGCGACAGGGGCCCACCAACCAUGGUUUGGUUGGGUCCCCCCGAUCAGGGCGCGAGUCAUGGGCCCGUUCGACCCGUUGGGUUCGAACGGGAUAGAUAACAUAUACAAGUUGUGAGCAUUAAGAAAUAUCCCCCAAUUUUGCGUUCAAAUUAAUAAAUAUCCGGUAGACCAAUAGGUCGUCAGCUUUGUAGUCCUAUUGCCCCGAUUCUUCAAGAGUUCAUGUGUGCUAUUAUGAUAACAUAUUAUAGAUUUGUAAAUGAUUAUUACAAUCAUAUUUAAAUAGGAAACCCUUUUACAUAUAUGGGUACAUGUAGCUAGAGGGAAAUCAAAGCAGGUUCUGACAUGUUUGUCUAAUGAAGUCUAACACACGCAGAGUUCAGGCUAAGAGAACGACGAGUAGGUCAGACAUGAAAAUGAUGGUGAAGGACUUUUACAGAUCAUCUGUCCGUUGAUUUUCCAUAAGACUCAAACCAACUUCACAAUACAUAAUUCAGUUCAUGCCAAAUUGCAAAUCUAACUUUUGCAUGUUUCGUGUCUCCACGUAUUUACAUAAUAUCCUAUAUAACUUCCAUUUUCAUGUCUUCGUAUACUUGCAAAAAUUCCUACCAUUUGAUAGCAAUAAUGGACGGGCGCAGCAACGCGCACCGGUAUGAUCUAGUAUAAUAUAUAGUACCACGAUAGUGAUGAUGCCGGAAUGCAAUUUCUUUUGUCUUGGAAGUGGGGAUUUCAGAUUUGGCAGCACUCACUCACAUUAUUCUUUGUCAUGUUGCAUACUUGUAAAAUGUGCUCCUAAAAGUAGGUAGAAUCAUGUUUCAUACUUGUAAAAUUGCACCGCGCAAAAUCAGCAACCAUUUACUUGUACUAUAAUCUACCAAUAUUGAACUGCCAUGCUAUUCCAAAACCAGCUACCAUUAUUCAAGUACGCUCUUGCACUACAAGUGUAGCUGCCGUUACAAAAAAAGUUAAGAAUAGUUGAUUUAGCUACUAUUCUAUGAGAAAAAGAAAGUUCAUCUGCAGUCCUCCACCAGUGUAGAUUACAUAAUAUAGUACCAUGAUAGCGAUGAUGCCGGAAUGCAGAUUUUUGUUUGUUUUUUGCUGUGGAGAUUUCAGAAUUGGCAGCACUCACUCACUCAGAUUAUUCUUUUUCAUGGUUAGGUUUGGGGCCGGCCACGGCCUUGUCGAAAGGGGGAGGAGGUAGGAAGAGUAAGAAGAGGAAAGGGACAAGAUACCAGAACAAAAUGGCUGAAAAGCACCAUGAUUGGGUCGCAAGGAAGGAAGCCCAAGACAUGUGGCAGGAGUGGAGGGGAAGAAGGGUACAGUGCACUGAACUUCACCUCGUGCCAAAAAGCAGGGCCUGAUUGAUGCCUCUGCUCUGCUCCCUCAUUUCACCCCCACCCCAUGAGGCCAUAACCCUCGGGCUCUAUCGUCAAGGCUUCCUCAUGGGGUGGCUCCGCUCCCUCUUCUCCCCUCUGAGGAAGAUCAUGGUCCGCGCGCAUUCGGCGCGCAAAUACCGGAGGGGGAUGAGGAUCCUGUACAAGGACGUCAAGUCCUGCGAGGACGAAGAUGUGCACGUCCUGUGGUCCAUCCUGGUCGACUCGCACCGCCACCCGGCCAUGGUGAAGCUGAAGCUCUAGGACGGCCAUGGCGGCGGCGCGCGGUUUUCGCCGUGGAGCCGGCGGCCAUCAUCUUUUGUCUGGAACUGCACAGUUUCAAUGGCAAUGCCGUCUGGGAAAAGACGAGCAGAUACUUUCCUUGUGCGUGUGCGUGUGUGACACCAGUCUGAUGUGUGCAUCUUGUGACUUUGUGGGUGAGGUUGAGACGUCGCCUUUGCUUUGAUGUGAGUGUGAGGUUGAGCUGAUGUAUCUGUAUAUAGAAAAUCUGGGUGCCUUACCUAAUGGUAUUGAGUUUGGUUUCUUUUC